CAUUCACCAAAAUAACACCAAAUUCAACAAAACAUCAACCAAAUUGAAUAAUUCAACAUCAAAUACAACCAAAUUCAAGAUAAAAUCAACCAAAUUGAAUAAUUCAAGACAAAAUUCAACAAAAUACUUUCUACCCCAUGAACCCUAACUAUUAUACCCACCUAAAUUAUACCAAUAAAAACGAAAAUAAGGGUUGAAAGUUACCUAACAACACUUCAAAUUGGAAUGGGAGAGCUAACUAUCGGAUUAGGCUUCGAAUUUCGCUGGUUGGGCAGAAUUUUCGCCGGUUUUCGUCUCCUCUUCUCCUCUUCGCGUAAUGCGUAUGUUCUGCCGUCUGGAGUGAAUUUGUGAAGCAAGGGAGACACGCGAGAGCGUGUCGCGUGUUUACUUUAAACACGUGAGAGGAAGACGCGUCUCUCUUUUAAUACACGCGAGAGGAAUAUGUGUGUUUUACUUUAAACACGCAUUACGGUGAUGCGUCUAUACUUUUAAACCACGCAGAGCUUCAAGCGUGUUUAAUUAAAACACGCGAGAGCUUCUCGCGUCUAUACCAUGGCUGGAAUCUUGUUUUUUCAGGGUCCAAAUGGCGGAUACAUUUUGCCAUAACGUCUCUUCUUGGAAUUUUGCCGUGGAAGAAGAGGGGGAAGAGGAAGACGACGACGAAGAAGAUGGAUUGGGGAUUAGUGAAGAGAUUUUGGAAUUUGUCUUGAAAAUCUCGAGGCGGCCGGAGCUGUGGACUGAUUUCCCCCUUUCCAUGCCUGAAAUUGAUGAAUUUUGGUGUUACUUGAAUACUGAUUUGAAUAGACUAAAGGUAUAUCUGUAUUCUAUACUGGAGAAUCUCACACAAAUGUCUGAAAAUAUUCGUAUUUUCAAUUGUCAAAUUAUCAGAGAGAACGUGGAAAAUAUUGACCAUUUGGUACCUGACUUUGAGACGCUGAGGCAGAAAGUCUGCAGUCAAAUGAGCAAGGAGAAGUUUUGGCUUAUAUAUUUUAUUCUACUUCUCCCCAGGUUGAAUGAAGAAGAUCUGAAGCUUCUCUCGACUCCACAGGUUGCUGAAGCAAGGGAGACACUUUUGAAGCAACUUCAAAGUAAGAAUGCUCAAGAAACCUCCGGAAAUCCUGACUCGUCUGAUGCUAAGUAUGCAUCAUCUGAGACUGUAAAUCCAACUCAACCCAGAGAGACUGUCGACGAACCUGAAUCUGAAUCUGUAUCUGUAUCUGUAUCUGGUCAUCAGCCAGAAGCAGUUGAGCCAGGGCCGUCCGCUGAUGCUCACAAGCAAUCUCCAAACGAGGAGGAUGUUUCAUUUAGUGAUCUCGAAGACGAGGAAAAUGAUGAUCCGUCAGAUAAGCUAUCAGCACGUAGAGCAUCAACGAGCGAAAAGGCUUGGGUUCAACUGGAUGAGAACUCGGGAUCUCAGGGUUCUAAGCCGAACGCAAGCCACAAUGUUUCAAAGGAUAAAGAAUCAGAAGGUGAGGAUUCGAACGAUUGGCUCACUGUUGAUGAUACCGAUUUCGACAAUUUGGGAGCAGUGUGAAACUUCUACUAUGUGUAAAUUUAUUUCUCCCUUCCUAUAGUUUUUUUUUCUUUCAGAGGCUUAGUUGGUUAAAAAAGGGAUGGGCUAUAUUACAAUGCAUGUCAAGAAAUUGCUUCUUUUUUUUUUCCUAGUCAUUUUAGUGUUGCUUAUUUUCGUCAACUGUGAUAUGUGUGUUUAAUUUGUAUAUAAAUUAAUGUUUAGUUUUUGGGUGUAGUAA
Salvia splendens (bonfire salvia) is the source of this 1751-nucleotide messenger RNA. RefSeq lists its product as uncharacterized. The record is from RefSeq and is a predicted model, not a curated record. Lineage: Eukaryota; Viridiplantae; Streptophyta; Magnoliopsida; Lamiales; Lamiaceae. The transcript is spliced from 4 exons. Bases 584 to 1534 code for a protein of 316 amino acids.